AUGAGUGCAGCUGCAGGAUUUAUUAUAUUUCGACAAGUCGAACAAAAUUCAAUUGAAUAUUUAUUAUUACAAACUUCUUAUGGUGAACAUCAUUGGACACCACCAAAAGGUCAUUUGGAUAAUGAUGAGUCUCCGUUAGAAGCAGCUGAACGUGAAACAAGAGAAGAAGCUGGUUUAGAUAAAAAUGAUUUUGAAUAUUGUGAUAAAUUCGAAGAAAAAAUAACCUAUAAUGUUAAUGGAAAACCAAAAGAUGUUUAUUAUUAUUUAGCACGUCUUAAAAAUGCUCAACAAAAAAUAAAUCUCUCUGAUGAACAUCAAGAUUUAAAGUGGUCAAAUUUACAUGAUGCAUGUAAUUUAGUUAAACAUGAAAAUUUACAAAAUAUACUUCGAAAAGCUGAAGAAUUUAUUAAAAAAUGA
Molecule: messenger RNA, 417 nt
Organism: Rotaria sp. Silwood2
Lineage: Eukaryota; Metazoa; Rotifera; Eurotatoria; Philodinida; Philodinidae
Source: the annotation of a GenBank genome assembly